AUGAAAAAAAAUAUACAUAAUAUAAGAAAUAUACUUAAUAAAACAAAAUUAAGUAAAUUGUACAGUACGGAAAAUUUAAAAUUAAAAGAAAAUAAAAACUUAGAGAAAAUAUAUAAUGGGGAAAAACUAAAUUUUAAUAAAGUACCCUUUAAGAAAGAGAAAAUAGAAGAUAUAAUUAAAGAAGUUAAAUUUGACUAUUAUUAUUUUAAUGAAGAAAAAAAAAAUAAAUAUAAAGAUAUUCCAUUGAAUAUAGCUGUAAUAAAGGAAUCUGAUUUACCUCCUUAUAAAGAAGUUGAUGAAAAAUUACAUUUUUCAAUUUUAGAAAAUGACUUAAAAAUAAUUUCUACAAAUAAAAAUAAUAGCGUAUGCUCAAUAGGUUUAUAUGUAAAAUGUGGUUCUAGAUAUGAAGAAAUAAAUGAAAAAGUAAAUGAGCAAGGAAUGAGUGUAAUGAUAGAAAAUAUGGCAUUCCAUAGUACUGCUCAUUUAUCUCAUUUAAGAACAAUAAAAUCUUUAGAAAAAAUAGGAGCCACUGUAAGUUGUAAUGCAUUUCGUGAGCAUAUUGUUUAUUCAUGUGAAUGUUUAAAAGAAUAUUUACCAAUAGUAAUAAAUUUAUUAAUUGGCAAUGUAUUGUUUCCUCGAUUCUUAUCAUGGGAAAUGAAAAAUAAUGUAAACCGUUUAAAUUUAUUACGUGAAAAACUAUUUGAGAAUAAUGAAUUAUAUAUAACAGAAUUAUUACAUAAUACAGCUUGGUAUAACAAUACUUUAGGUAAUAAAUUAUAUGUGUGCGAAUCAAGUAUUGAAAAUUAUACUUCUGAAAAUUUACGAAAUUUUAUGCUUAAACAUUUUUCACCAAAAAAUAUGGCAUUAGUUGGUGUGAAUGUAGAUCAUGACGAAUUAACUAAGUGGACUGCAAGAGCUUUUCAAGAUUAUGUUUCUAUACCCUUUACAAAUCAAAAAGAAGUUACACCAAAAUAUACUGGUGGUUUUGUAAGUGUUGAAGAUAAAAAUGUAAAAAAAACAAAUAUUGCAAUUGCUUAUGAAACAAAAGGGGGAUGGAAAAGUUCUGAUAUGAUUACUUUAACGGUGUUACAAACAUUAAUGGGAGGAGGAGGAUCUUUUUCUACAGGUGGUCCAGGAAAAGGAAUGUAUUCAAGAUUAUUUUUGAAUGUUUUAAAUAAUUAUAAUUUUAUAGAAUCUUGUAUGGCAUUUAGUACACAACAUACAGAUACAGGUUUAUUUGGAUUAUAUUUUACAGGGGAACCUACAAAUACAGUUGAUAUAAUAAAUGCAAUGGCAUUAGAAUUUCAUAAAAUGAAUAAAGUAACUGAAGAAGAAUUAAAUAGAGCUAAAAAAAGUUUAAAAAGUUUUAUGUGGAUGAGUUUAGAAUAUAAAUCUAUUUUAAUGGAAGAUUUAGCUAGACAAAUGAUGAUCUUAAACAGAAUUCUUUCUGGUAAACAAUUAUGUGAUGCUAUUGAUGCUAUUACUAAAGAAGAUAUAUAUAAAGUUGUAAAUAAAUUUUUAAAAUCCAAACCAACUGUUGUUGUUUAUGGAAAUAUUAAUCAUUCACCUCAUUAUGAUGAAAUAUGCAAAAUUUUAGCUUAA
Plasmodium gallinaceum is the source of this 1602-nucleotide messenger RNA. RefSeq names its product mitochondrial processing peptidase alpha subunit, putative. Bases 1 to 1602 code for a protein of 533 amino acids. The transcript has 2 exons. Lineage: Eukaryota; Apicomplexa; Aconoidasida; Haemosporida; Plasmodiidae. The record is from RefSeq and is a predicted model, not a curated record. Gene Ontology annotation, molecular function: metal ion binding. Gene Ontology annotation, cellular component: mitochondrion.